Molecule: messenger RNA, 1360 nt
Organism: Amphibalanus amphitrite
Lineage: Eukaryota; Metazoa; Arthropoda; Thecostraca; Balanomorpha; Balanidae
Exons: 4
Source: RefSeq, a predicted model, not a curated record
ACGGAAAACAACCGACGUCGCUGGUUCUGUGUCCUGUGCAAGGAACAGCACAAGCUUCAGGACUGCACGGAGUUCAAGUCGAAGACGGUGGAGGAAAGGCUGUUCGUAGUGAGCAAGGAGCGACUGUAUGGAGGUGCCAUCUUUGGCGCGAAGUCAUCACCGGCAACGGCCAACUACGUGCUGAGAAAGGCGCUCCUGGACUAUGGAGCGGAGGAGACAGACAAGAUUCUCAGCAGAAGUCCCGAGCAACUGGCCAAGUCGUUCUACAUGGAUGAUUGCCUGUUCUCUUGCAUGACGGAAGACGCCGCCAAACAGCUUAGCCGGGAGCUGGACGUGCUGCGCAUGUCGGACCUCCAGUCAGCCGCCGACUCGGCGUUCCACCCGGACCGACUGCGCACUGGCGCCGACCAGGACGGGCAGCUGUCCGCCGACGAGUACGUCCAGAUGGUCCGGGACCUCAUCAAGAUGGACAAAAACGUCUGCCUCUGUCGCAACUUCCACAACUUCAACAAGAAGGAGCUGGCGGCCCGGCUGAAACGGCGGGAGCCGGUGCACAUCGACGCCUGGCCCGUCAACUUCUUCGACACAGAGGCGCCGUGCACCAGCGACGACGUGACGUCACAGUUCCUGCUGCAACUCUCCACUGUCCUCCUCAUGGUCAGUGUAUGUGCGUGCGCGUGCGCGUGUACGGCUCUCCAGUAAAACAGUGGUUGGUUUUGCUUUUUAACCCUCGCCCGUAUAGGGGGGGGGGGUCGAAUGGACCCCCCCAUGGUUUUUCGCAAAUAACUCGCGUAAAAAGCGGCCGAUCGCGACGAAACUUUCAGUACCCUCGCGUUCAUCAAUUUUACACCAACCCUGAAAAUUUCAUGACCCUGACCCGAAUGAUCUUUGACCUGUGACCUACUUUUCGAGACCAUGUUUGGCCGGAAUCGCGAUUCGGCGUAUGUCGGCUCGCAUUAGCCGCGCGUUUGCAGUCUUUUCGUGGUUUCAAGCGUUCAAACAUGUGAUAUGAUGUUGCCCCCAUGCAUAAGGGUGGGUGUCAAGGUCACCUGAAGGUCAGGUCAGGUCAUUGACCUUUGAUGACCUCGGUUCACUUUUUCGAGUUUUACAUGUUACUAGACCAGUUUUUGGAGCUGAAUUCGAAUUUAGCAACCAUACUAGAGGUACAGGUUUACGCGAUAACUGUAUGUUUUGAUUUAUAUUAUGUUACGGGUGCAUUAGUUUGGGUGACUGACUUGUAUUUUUAGCUGUAUUAUUUGGGUGGAUUUGGGUAGCUGUUUUUAAUUGAACUGUAAGGGAUGGUGAAAGUUGCGGGGUGUUCCAGUGUUUUGUAUGUUGGGCCCUUUUUGAACUCAACCCU